AGUAAACAAUACUUUUUUUUUUUAAUCCUUUAUUUUAGUUAGCUUCACUGUUGAUAUAAAUUAUUUAUUUAUAGAAAGAUUUUUUUAUUUAUUUAUAAAAUGACUGACAAUUCAGAAGUAGCCAACAAUGAAAAAGGUAAAAAAAGUGAGGUAGAAUUAUUGAUGGAUGAAAUUCCUCUCUUGAAAGAAUUAUUUGAUAUUCAUUACAAAGUCGGUGAGGGAACAUUUAGUAAUGUUUACUUAGCAACAAUGAAAUCUAACUGUGAUUCCAAGAAAUUCGCAAUUAAACAUAUCGUGCCAACGUAUCCACCAUCUAGGAUUGAACGUGAAUUAAAAUGUUUGCAAGAAAUUGGUGGAGCUGAUAAUGUCGUAGGUGUAGAAUUAUGUAUAAGAAAUGGACCGUCCGUUGCCUUUGUGAUGCCUUAUAUGAGACACUAUAAAUUUUCAGAUUAUGUGGGUGAUAUGAACCAAAAUGAACUUAAACAGUACAUGAGAGCUUUAUUAAUAGCGUUACGUAAAGUACAUUUAUUCAAUAUUAUUCAUCGAGAUGUGAAGCCUAGCAAUUUUUUAUAUGAUCGUCGCCAUAAAAAGUACUUAUUAGUAGAUUUUGGAUUGGCCCAAAAUUAUAUUGAAGACACGCAAAAUAAUAAUAAUUGUAUUAAUAAUAAUUUAAAUGACCACUUUGAAAGUUUAUCUAUGAAAAGAAAGCGGGGUGAUGAGAAUAAUCGACAAUCUCAAGCAACACUAAAAAAGUCUUCGGUGGAAAGUAAAUCUUGCUGCUUUGGCAAGCCUCAGGUGUGCUCUAACUGUUUGUUAAAGCCGUCACAAGUUGCUUCGAGAGCUGGUACUCCUGGGUACAGACCACCUGAAGUUUUGUUGAAAUAUCCGCAUCAAACUCCAGCAAUAGACGUAUGGGCAAGUGGAAUAAUAAUGCUGUGCAUCUUAAGUGCAACUCAGCCAUUUUUUCGAUGUCCAGAUGAUACUACUGCGUUAGCAGAAAUGAUAACAGUAUUUGGUAGUGCAAAAAUUCAACAGUGCGCUAAUAAACUGGGUAAAAAAUUAAUUUGUAGUGAAAAUAUAAUAGGAAUUGAUUUGAUUACACUUUGUCAAAAAUUGCGCCAAAGAAGUUACAAUAUUUCCCAACAAAAUAACACUACUAAUAACCGAAAGAAUACAUUAGCUGAAAAUUAUCCGCCCGAAGCAUAUGAUUUAUUGUCAUGCUUAUUGGAUGUAGAUUAUAAAACUCGCAUUUCAGCGAACGAUGCGCUCGAGCACCCAUUUUUGAAACCGUAAUUAAAACAAUUAACUAAAAUAAU
Molecule: messenger RNA, 1316 nt
Organism: Cotesia glomerata
Lineage: Eukaryota; Metazoa; Arthropoda; Insecta; Hymenoptera; Braconidae
Product: cell division cycle 7-related protein kinase
Exons: 9
Coding region: 100-1293 (397 amino acids)
Biological process (GO): protein phosphorylation; mitotic DNA damage checkpoint signaling
Cellular component (GO): nucleus
Molecular function (GO): ATP binding; protein serine/threonine kinase activity
Source: RefSeq, a predicted model, not a curated record